Messenger RNA from Sordaria macrospora k-hell, 1176 nucleotides. RefSeq lists its product as uncharacterized. Gene Ontology annotation, molecular function: oxidoreductase activity; zinc ion binding. Lineage: Eukaryota; Fungi; Ascomycota; Sordariomycetes; Sordariales; Sordariaceae. The record is from RefSeq and is a predicted model, not a curated record.
AUGGAAUCCACCUCACCAACACCAAAUCUCCCAGCCAAGAUGCGCGCCUGGACACUCACCUCGUUCGGUCUCACCCUCUCCCCUUCUCACCCCCUUCCCGGCGUUGCCCCGUCAUCUUCCCCCUCUGCCACAUCGUCCACAACAACCCAACCACCACCCACACCAACUACACCCACAACCACAGGCACCAACCUCCUCCUCCGCAUAACCCACGCAUCCCUAAACCCCGUGGACCUGCACAUCCUCCGCCUCUUCCCCCCCUGGCUUCCCUUCCGUCGCAACCCCACCCCCGGCUUCGAUUUCUGCGGCCGCGUCGUCGCUGCCGGACCCGCUGUCAACACCGCCGAGUUUCAGCUGGGCGACGUGGUAGCCGGUGCUCUCUCAGCCAGUGACGUCUUCCAUGGUAAAGGUUCCCUCGCCGAGUUUCUCGUGGUUGAGAGCUCGCUGGUGUGUAAAGUGCCUGAUGUCUGGGGGGCAAGAGGGAAGGAAAUAAAGGGGGAAGAAACAGUCGGACUCUUUGGCAUCGCUGGCCAAACGGCCAUUUUGAUGGUCCAAACCGCCGGCGUCCCUCCAGACACCGAGGAAGGAUGGAAAGGCAAGCGGUGUCUGGUAAACGGCGCCAGCGGCGGUGUCGGGUCGAUCCUCGUCCAGAUCCUGAAAGGAAAGGGCGCGCAGGUAUGGGGAACCACCGGCUCUGCUGAGGGUGAGGAGCUGGUGAAAAAGUGUGGAGGGACGGUUAUUAAUUAUAAGACGUAUUCGCCUGUUACUGAAUUUUUGCAGAGGGUUUUUGGGGCGGAGGGGGACGAAAAGAAGCUGGAUUUCAUCUUUGACUGCGCCGGGGAUGAGUCGAUUUUUACGAAUUCGCCGGGGUAUUUGAAGGGCCAGGGCAAGUUUAUUAGUAUCGUUGGGGGACCGUCGCAGGGGAUUGUCCCGUAUGUGUUGCAUAAGUUAAGGCCGACGUGGCUGGGCGGUACGCCGAGGGAGUUUGAGUUGUUGUUGUUGUUACCCUCAAAAAAGACGGUGAGGGAGGUUGGCAAGUUGAUUAAGGAGGGGGUUAUUGAGAGGGGAGUGGUGGAUGGGGAUAAGGUUUGGGAAAUGGAGGAGUUGGUUGAGGCUUAUGAACGGUUGGGAAGUGGAAGGGCGAAGGGGAAGGUUGUUGUUAGGGUUGGGAAGUAG